Messenger RNA from Saccoglossus kowalevskii, 2520 nucleotides. RefSeq names its product von Willebrand factor. Lineage: Eukaryota; Metazoa; Hemichordata; Enteropneusta; Harrimaniidae. The record is from RefSeq and is a predicted model, not a curated record.
GGACUUGCAAGCGUUUCUGGUUUACAUGAAUAACAUUGUCUUCAAUUGUUCAUAAACAGUCAUGGUGAUUCUUCAAGUGUUAUGCGCAUGCGCCUUUCUGGUCAACGUAGAUGCUGGGACAUGGUCAGCAUGGAGUGCAAAUUGGGGCGAUUGUCCAGUGACUUGUGGUACAGGGAAACAGACUAAAACAAGGACCUGUGACGUGGAACCUUGCGAUGGAAGUGACACCAAAGAAAGAAAUUGUAUGAAUGUCGAUUGCCCAUUGGAAAUAGAUUAUGAUUACAUGGGAUGCUGGAAAACCUCAGGGUCAGUUGUUACAUUGGAGAAUACUGGUAACGCUUACGUGGAUGCCAACGAUCCAGCUAGAGGAUGUGCGAGGGCGGCAUAUUCUGUAGGAAAAGACUAUUUUGCGCUGAAAGACAAUGGGGAAUGCUAUGCAGCAUCAUCACAAGCAGACUAUGAAGCGGGCGGCCCAGGGGGUUCAUGUCGAUAUGGAAAGGGGACUUCGAGUGCAUUUGAUGUUUAUAAGAUUAAUCCAUGGGUGUGUCCAGAUGGUUCUGACUACGCUGGCUUUUGUGAGAUUCCCCGUGUACGGACACCAAUACCUAAAGGAGUUUGCACCACGGCACAUUUUUGUCACGAGGUAGGAGGUACAACAACUCAACCCGUUGCGAUCUGUUGUACAAAAAAUUUCUGUAAAGAUCACUGUGGAGAAAAGAUCAUAGAGCGAGAUUGUUGGUGUGACACGGCGUGUGUUGAUUUUGGAGACUGCUGUGAUGAUUUUAUGGAUGACUGUUCAGGUAAAGACAGAUGCUCGGCAGUCGGUGACCCGCAUUACACAAGUUUUGACAACAAAUACUACCACUACCAAGGAAAGUGUGAAUACAUAAUGUUGUCUAGCAAAUGUCCAUUUGAAUCUAUGCCACUUGAAAUUAUUGUGAAAAAUCGUGAUUGGCCGUGGGUUGGGAGCACCGUAACUACGACCAAGGAAGUCCAUGUGAUGGUUGAUGGCAUAGAUAUACUGAUGAAGCAAGGGAAACAAUUGGCGAUUGACGGCACCAUCACAGCGGCACCUGUCGAUCCUUCUCCUACCAUUAGCGUAACGAUAGCAGGAAUUUAUUUGGUUGUGAGAACUGGCUAUGGUAUCACUGUAUAUUUCGACGGACAAUACAGCCUUCAGGUGGACGCGUCUAAUGCCCUUAAAAGUAAACUAUGCGGUCUCUGUGGUAACUUCAAUGGCAAUAUCAACGAUGACUUUAUGAAGCCUGAUGGAACCCAGGCACCUAAUGUUGUUGCCUUUGGAGACAGCUGGAUAGCACCUAACCCAGAUUGUAACCCGGCUCUGAGAUCAGUGGACGAAGUGAUGCCACGUCAGACAAACGACGAGGCUGUCGACCUUUGCAACGAGUUAUUUAACACAGGAAAUAUUCCUCAGUGUCACACAGUUGUUGACAAAACUAAUCACCAAGUAUCCUGCGAGAUGGACAUCGGUUUCUCCCUACCUGAUACAACCGAGGGAUGUGCUAUAAUUGCCGACUAUGUGAAAUUGUGUAUCCUCGAAGGCGUAGACAUCGGAGACUGGCGAUCAGGCACCCAAUGCGAAAUCGACUGUCCAAUAGAUGGUAUGAGCUAUACUCCCUGUGGUCCACUUUGCCCAGCGACAUGCUUAGAUCCCCAUCCGUUAGGUUCAUGUACUGAACAGUGUAUUGAGGGGUGUUUUUGUGCAGCCGGAUUUGUCUUGGAUGAAGGUGGCGUAUGCAUCGAAGAAUCUGAGUGUGGUUGCUACUAUUUGAACACGCUUUACAGGCUUCAUGAAGAAAUGCCCAACGAAAAGUCUUGUUGUUGCAACGUUACAGACAAGAUUUGUGUUGGUCCACGAUAUUUUGAGGUAAACACGGAGAAGGUAGAUUGGUUGACGGCAAAAGACACAUGCGAAAACAGAGGUGGAAUGCUGGCCAAGAUAGACACAAAAUCAGUUGAUACACAAAUCAGGAGAUAUAUAUCUGAAUAUGAAUUUGAUCUUAGCGUCGCUAAUGGUUUCUGGUUUGGUUUAAAUGAUAUUGACAAUGAAGGAACAUUUGUCUGGACCGACGGAACGGCUCUGGUUGAUGGUGACUUCACCAGAUGGGCGAGACGACAGCCAAACAAUAAUGUAGCCAAAAAUCCAUUAGGUCAAGAUUGUGUGCAGUUAUGGAAAAAGAAAGCAUUUAAAUGGGACGAUAAUAAUUGUAAUGAAGCUGCUGGAUUUGUAUGCGAAUACAGUUUCGCCACAGCGUGUCCAUAAUCACUCGUUGUAAUUCAAUAUAUGAGAUGUCAAAUGCACCGAUAACAAAAUAUAAAUGUUAUCGCAUUAUUGCUAGUAUAUCGCCGCAAAUGCAUUUAUCGAAUUAUAGUAAUACAUGCUUGCUUCACGUAAAUAUCAUUCAUAUAAUAAACUAACAUUCGUGUAAUAGCUUGAUCUACAAGCUAUGUUCUGUAUUAUAUAUGCAUGUGUAUUAAAUUAAAUAAUAUCAUCCAAUA